AUGGGUAAUUUGCAAACAAAGGAGAGAAUUGAUCUCUCUCCUCGUACUUUGACAUUGACAAGUGUCGAUGAUAAGGUAUGGCUUGGUAUACCGGAGGAGAACUUAUUCAAUGAUUCAUUUACGAUUGAAAAGUACUAUAUGCUUCAGAGUAAACCAUUCUCAAACUUUAAGGAUGCAGAUCAUUUCAAAUCGAUUGAGCAGAUAGAACAGUCGUUUUUCCCUUCCUAUAAGGAUCGUUUCACCGAGUUGUCCGAUAGCAAUGAGAAUGGCGGUGUUCAAGAGUCGAAUAAAGAUGGUACCGCAAGCGGUUCCUCUUCUGGAAACUCUGGUAAAGAUAGCUCGAAAACAGGAACAGGUAACAGUGCCAAUAAUACUUCUGGUAAUAACAACAACAACAACAAUAGCAGCAACAACAACAACAAUGGAGGAGGUGGUGGUAACACUAGUAAUACAGGAACAAAACCGAGUUCUAUUCCAACUUCUGCAUCGACAAUGACACUAAACACACCUACUGGUAAUAACAACAACAACAAUAACAAUAACAAUAAUUACAACAACAACAACAAUAGCAAUGUAGGCGGUAACAACAGUGCUGUCGCAACAGGAAACAAUAGUGGCAACAACAACAACAACUCACGAAACUCCAAUAACAACCAGAGAAAUAGUUCAUCCAAUAUUGUAAAUAGUAAUAAUAACACUGGUAGACCUGUCUCUGGUAACAAUAGCAACAAUAACAACAACAACAACAGCAGCAACAGCAACAGUACUACUGGUAGCGGAAACAAAAGAAGAAGCGGUGCCAACAACAAUAACAACAAUGUUGAUUCAAAUUCAAAUAAGAAUAACAGUCAACAACAACAAGCAAGUUCAUCUUCAUCUUCCUCUAGCAACAACAACAACAAUAACAAUGUAACAAAUAGUAAUAAUAAUAGCAAUUCAACUACUACAACCACUACGACUACCACUACAACAACAUCAUCUGCAGCAGGUGGAAAUGUUAAUAAUGCUAACUCACCAAACUCUACAGCACCAGGAGGAGGAGGAGCAGCAGGUGGUGGUAGUUCACAAUCUACAACCAGCGGAAACAAGACGAUAGUCAACAACAAUCCAUUCCAUGAGGAAUACAAGAAUCGACAGAAUAUACCUGUGUAUCUCAUUGACGAAGAUCCAUUUCACACUCAUCAAAUCACUACCACUUUGAUACUGGAAGAUCUUUACUCACAGUCCAACGUCAACACAGCAUACUAUUCAACACUCUUACAGAAGCGUCUAUGUAUUCUAAAGCGUAUACAUCUAGCACUAAAGAGAGAAAUUGCAAGAAAGAAAUUAUUUGAUUCAGUAUAUCAUUCAAAAGCAAAGACGAGAACAAAGAAAGAUAGCAUGUCGAUUGUUUAUAACAACACUGCAGGAGCAGGUGUUUGA
This is a messenger RNA of Heterostelium album PN500, 1422 nucleotides long. RefSeq lists its product as uncharacterized. Bases 1 to 1422 code for a protein of 473 amino acids. Lineage: Eukaryota; Evosea; Eumycetozoa; Acytosteliales; Acytosteliaceae. The transcript is spliced from 4 exons. The record is from RefSeq and is a predicted model, not a curated record.